GCCCGUUGAGGAGAGAGGAACCGUUGAGGAGAGAGUAUCCCGAUCGCCGCCCCUGUCCGGCGAGUGGCGGCUCACCGCCGACACAGAAAGACUCGCCCGGCUUAGGCGACCCCGCCGUGGGUCUUCCGGCGCGUUGACCACCCCCCCAAUCCGAUCACAGUUCUCCCUCACCGAUCUCUGUCCGGCGCGUGGCUGCGCACCGCCGCUUCAGACCGCCUCGCCGGGCUCAGGCGCCCUCGCCGAGGGUCCUCUGGCACGCUGAUCGGCUCUAAACUCCGGGCUAUGGCCAGUGACUGAACAGCAAGCCACUGCUCGUGCAAGGAACUGCUCGUGCUGGAACCGUUCGUGGGAGGGGCUACAUGGCGGACGUAGAGCCACCGGUGGCAGGUCGCCGCACCUUUGCUGAUGUCUUCGCAGCACCUCAACCAUUGCCUGAAGUGGAGGUUGUGCUUAGGCCACCGAAGAUAAUAGAAGGGGAAAUAUGCUUUAUUUUCUCUGCAGAGGAAACAGAGGCCACUGCAAGGCCAUUUCGAUUUUCCAUUGUUCUGAAGUUCCUCCGUCAGAGACCCUCACUUGACUCUAUAAGGUCUUUCAUCCGUAGUCGAUGGGGUUUAUCCUGCUGUCCUGUAGUCUCGGCAAUGCAAAAUUCUAGAAAUGUGUUCAUCAGGAUGUCGAAAGAAGAGGAUUUUAACAAAGCUCUGUCCAGAGAGUCAUGUGAGAUCAAUGGCGUCUGCUAUAGGCCUUUUGCAUGGUCUCCAGAUUACACAGAGGAAUAUGAGUCACCAUGCGUGCCUGUGUGGGUUUUCUUGCCUGGACUCCCCCCGCACUUUUACCAUGCUUCGGUAUUAAAAAUGAUAACGGCGCCGAUUGGAAAGUUCAUUCGGAGAGACAACCCGACCACAUGCGCUACAAGAACUGAUGGAGCAAGGAUUUGUUUAGAGGUCGAUGCCUCCCGAGAUCCAAUUACUCACUUCUGGCUUGGAUGUCCAGGACUACCUCACAGCAGGAGACAAGAAGUGGUCUAUGAAACAUUACCUGCUUACUGCUGCAAUUGCCACCAACAGGGCCAUAAUUCUAAGACAUGCCGCAUUGGUAAAGACCAUACCAAGAAAGGGACUGGGAACCAAGUCUGGGUCAAGAAAGGAUCUUCAGCAGAAUCCAAGACAGAACUAGAAGUUGGGAAAAAUCAGAUGGAUGAGAAUGAAGCAGGAGGGUCUUCGAAAAAUGAGAAUAAUACAGACAAUGGAACAGGGGGCCAACUAGUUUUUCAGGAGAAGGGAGGCGAACAAGAAAAAGUGCAGCAUGCCACACACAACCUGCAUGAAGUAGAAGAAGAAGAAGAAGAAGAAAGUAGCGAGCUUAAAGGGGCGAAUAGAGUUAAUAACCAGGAGUGUAGUGGAACAACAGGGCACACUGUAGCUACAGAUCAAGGUCAGGACAGCGUUGUGGUCCAAUUGAAUGAUGAUCUACCAGAGAAGUUUCCUGCCCCCUCCACACAAUCAAUAGAAGAGCAAGUUGUUGAGGACAUAGGGAAAGUUUUAAUUGAGCAAGAGAGCCUGCAAAUCGUUAAAUCUACAUAUCCCCUACCAGACCCACAAGAGGUUAGCACAGAAGCCAUUAAUCCAGUUGUGAGCGAAGUCACUGAGUCGGGCGAAGAAUGGGAGAAUCCUCUGAUAAGCCUAAAGAGGAAAUCGAAGAAGAAAAAGGCAAGAUCCUUAGCAGUCAGUGUUAAUGAGACGUUUAUGGUUGCGCAUGAAGAGGAAAGAAGGGAUGAGAUACUAUUUUCCCAUUCUGAUCACGAGAGUGAGAGAGACAAAAUCAAGGAUGAUAUGCGCAAGGAAUACUGCACAGACUCUGAGGGCUCCAACAACCCCAGAAAAACAGGCCAGAAAAGGGGCGCUACCAGAGUGGUAAUUCGUCCUUCCAAAUUUAAAUUAUGAUCAGUCCUAUUAUUUUUUGGAAUAUUAGAGGAGUAGGCACUUCUUAUAGGAGGUUGAGGAAAAUUAUUAAGCAAUUUAGCCCUAAUAUCAUAGCUUUAGCUGAGCCCUUUUUGUUAGAGGAUAGAAUCCCGUCAUUCUUAGGAAGAUUUAGUUGCAAUUGUUUUGUCACAAAUGAGGUGCAUGGUGGUAAAAUUUGGUUGAUGUGGAAUUCACUGGUUUCGAUACAGUGGGUGGCGGGGUCUAAUCAGUUUAUUACUGUGAAAGUAGAGGAGAAUGGUCAUACGUUUCUACUAUCUAUUAUAUAUGCAAAGUGCAACCGUAAUGAUAGAAGAGAGCUUUGGGCGGAUUUGGAAAAUAUGGGGACUGCCAGAAUUCCUUGGGUUCUCUGUGGGGACUUUAAUAUCAUUAAGGACGAAUCAGAAAGAAGAGGUUUUGGCGCGCUCUACUUCGGAUCACUCCCCGUUGGUUAUUCAAAUGGGGGAGAACUUAUUCAGGUAUGGUCCUAGUCCUUUCCGCUUUCAAUAUAUGUGGACUGAUCAUUUGGAUUUCUAUAGUUUUGUGGAUGGAGUGUGGAAACGUGAGGGCCUAGGGCACGGUUUAAUCAACCUUUCCUCUAAAUUAAAAAGGGUUAAGGUGGCUUUAAAAGAGUGGAAUAAGAGUGUUUUUGGUAGGACUAACAUCAUAAUCAAGGGUCUAGAGGCUCGUAUUGAUUAUCUGGAAAGCCGUCUUCAAGUCUCUUUUAAUGCCGAGGACGACUCUGACCUAUUAGCAUCCAAGUUGGAACUUUCAACUUGGUUGGGUAGAGAGGACACUAGGCUUGCUCAUAUGGCAAAGAAAAACUGGUUGAAAGAUGGGGACCAGAACUCUAAAUUCUUUCAUGCUUUCUUAAAGGCCAAACUGCAUAAAAGAGUUCAGGAGAUGAGUAUGUCAGAUGGUAGGGUCUUACAGUCCCCUCUUGACAUUCAUACAGCUGCUGUUGAUCAUUUUCAGGAAUUUCUGGGUCAGAGUAGUUCUCGUGUUCUUCCGAAUUUGAGUGACUUGAUCUCUCCCAUUAUUACUAAUGAGGAUAACUUGACUAUUGGUAGAGAUCCUUCCAUAGAGGAAGUAAAGGAUGCUCUAUUCUCUAUUCCCAUUGAUAGUAGCCCAGGGCCAGAUGGUUUUGGAUCAGGUUUUUUCAGAGUUUGUUGGGACUUGGUUAAAGAUGAUCUCCUUUCAGCCAUUGUUGAAUUUUUUCAUAGCCAUAUGCUCCCAAAAAAUUUCACUGCAUCUUAUAUUGUGCUAAUUCCGAAGGUGGAUAAGCCCUCUGGCUUUGAUAAAUUUCGGCCCAUUAGCCUUUGCUCCGUGGUCUACAAAAUUUGUUCAAAAAUCAUUGUGGCUCGUAUGACUAGUUUGCUCCCUAGAAUGAUAUCGAAGGAGCAAGGGGCUUUUAUUCCAGGCCGCAGUAUCUUUGAGAAUAUCAGCUUAACUCAGGAAAUGGUCCACUCUAUUCAUAGGAAAUCCAUUGGGGGCAAUGUUCUGGUUAAGCUUGACAUGUCUAAGGCUUAUGAUCGAGUAGACUGGAAUUUUUUAUUACAUGUUCUGUUUAGCUUUGGGUUCUCUCCUAAUGUUUGUGACCUGAUUAACUCUUGUAUAUCCUCACCGUGGUACUCUGUCAUGAUGAAUGGGACCCCCAUGGGUUUCUUUAAGGGAAAGCGAGGCCUAAGGCAAGGUGACCCCUUAUCGCCUUACCUUUU
This is a messenger RNA of Juglans regia (Persian walnut), 3673 nucleotides long. RefSeq lists its product as uncharacterized. The transcript is spliced from 2 exons. The record is from RefSeq and is a predicted model, not a curated record. Lineage: Eukaryota; Viridiplantae; Streptophyta; Magnoliopsida; Fagales; Juglandaceae. Bases 360 to 1940 code for a protein of 526 amino acids.